UAGCGUGUGGAUGUCUAUCUAAAUUAUCUAAUUUUUGGUAGAAACCUGUGUUUAGAUUAUCUAAUUUUCUAGAAAUCCAUAUAGAUUAGAUAUAGUUCCAAGGGUUUUACUAAAUUUAGUAAAAAGAAAAUACCAAACGAAACAGAGUUUUCUAGACUUCUGAUCGUAUCCUGGCAUGUAAAGUAUCUUACUGUAUCAAAAGAGAAGAUAUUCUCCAAAUAGUAUAGAAAAAUUCCCAAAAAUGAGAAAUAUACACUGUAGCAGUAUAAGCAUAUUGAUAGUAUUCUAAUAUUUCAAAGGCUAAAUUUAGAAAUGUAAUGAAAAGUUGGGGAAUGGGAUUAUAACUAAAAUUACCAUGCAGAUGACUAGAUAAGGGUGAACCAAAGGAAUACGUAAAGUAAAUUAACGCAAAAUCCAUUGUUGUUUACUUGACGCUGCGGAAGUGGUUGAAAUAAUGUGCGGCUAAUAAUUAUUUUCUUACAAAUUUUCUUUGUUGAUUAGAAAGAAAGAAAAAAAAAUGAUUAUGAAAAGAAUCUGAAAUUCAUUUUCUGGUUAUUAGUCAACUCUUGUCUCUUGCCAUGCAAAUCAUGCAUGGCACAUCAACCAUAUCUCUAUCAUUCAGAAAGAAAAACUCAAUCAAAAUCCUGACAUGCAAAUAUUAUUAUCGUAAUCAAUUAAAGAAAAAGAUUAUCGAAGAAUGUUAAGUUUCCGUAUAUAUUUUUUUUUGCUUGAAGUUUCCGUAUAAUUUUUAAAAGCUUCAUUUCUAAUAACUGAAAUUAACAAAACAAAAAAUAAUAUAUAUUAGCAUUCAGUAUCUGGUGAAACUACUAAGAUACUAUUGUUCUCCCUAAAAAUAGAAUGUGAGACCGUAAAAAAAAAUUCUUGAAGUGAUAGUUUUGAUAAUUAUUCACGACAAGUAUAUCCAAACCAUGCAUAGAUUUAAUAUUCCAACAAAGUUUUAUUAUUCUACUUUUAGCAAAAUUUAAAGCUUAUCACUUCAAUUUUGCUUCUUGCCAAAAUUCUACAACUGCAACAAUAUGUUCAAGCCCAUGCAGCAUCUCUCUAUAUAAUAUGUGUGUGUAUGCAAGCAAAACAUAACCCACAACAACAACAACCAAAAAAUGAUGUCCGAGGAGUUCCCUGAUGUAUUCCCUUGGAUACAAAACAUUCCCCAAAUCACCAAAUGGAACACAACUUCUCUUUCCUUUUGUAUUUGUCACUCAGCUUCUGAUUUCCCAAAUUCAACCUUAAAUCUCAUAGCACAAAGAAACCCUAACCCUAAAAUCCCCACUUUCUCCAUCAUUGUCCAAUCCAAUAACCAUCCUCCUUUGUACCUAUGGACCUCUAAACAAGAACUUAGCAUCAACCCAAACUCACCAAACCCUUUUGAUGAACAAACAAUCACCUCUCUACUCUUCGGUUUUGUCGAAUCUAUCUUAACCUAUACCUCUAAUUGUUCCAAUUAUUCAACCAUCAAAGUCCCUAAGCCUGAUCCUUCGAUGAUCAAUGGUCUUAAAGACAUCUUCAAUACAGUGAUCCUCACUCUCUCGUUCCUCGUUUGCGUCUAUGAAGCUCCUUUAUAUCUCCGUGAAAACUGCCUGAUCACCCUGAGGAACCAUUUGGUUACUUGUCAUGCAAGGCAAGCAACAACAUCUCUUAUGAAGCUUCUUGGGUCUAAUUUAGAAGAACAAUGGAUGAGAUCAGUCAAUCUAGCGAUUACAAAUUGGAUCAUCGAGCGUAAGGAUAAUCGGAGUAACACGACCACGACAACUCCUCUGUUCUCUUACGCUUUUUCGACUUAUGGAUUGUGGAAAGUGCAAUUGUAUUGUCCUAUUGAAGCCAUGGAAGUGGAGAGAUCGAGCAACCCUAGAGCUGAUUCGAGAUUGUUGUUCUCUCUCAAGUUUAAUCAGCUCGAAGGUGUGAUGCAGUUCAAUCAUAAAGUUGUAGUUAGAGACAAGUGGAUCGACGUGAUCGUGAAGAUAGACAACAUCAGAUACGAUGUAAUAAAGCUUGUAAACGAGAGACUGAUGUCGAGAAAAGGAGCAGGGGAACACGAGAAGCACUUCCCAUCAAGGAUCUCUUUGCAAAUAACUCCCACUCUCCAAACCGACUUCAUAAGCGUGUCUGUCAGCAAAUCAUCCAACAACCCGGGACGAGAAUUCGAGGUCGAGAGGUCUAUAGAAGGCUCGUUCGACCCACCAAACUCUUUAGGCCUAAGAGUAGCUGGACGAGAAGCCUCGACCAUGACAAUGACCCCAUGGAAGUUCGAGCAGUCCGUGCUCGGCUACACGGCCAAUCUAAACUGGAUCUUGUACGACAGCAGCGUUGGAGGAAGAGAGGUUUUCACGACGAAGCCGUCGAGGUUUUCGAUAAUGAGCCCAAGGUCUUGGUUCAAGGAUAGGUACGCGAGGGCUUAUAGGUCAUUUACGAGGAGAGGAGGAGUGAUAUUCGCAGGGGAUGAGUAUGGAGAGAGCGUGGUGUGGAAGAUUGGUAAAGGAGCAAUGGGGAGAAGAAUGGAAUGGGAGAUUAAAGGGUCUAUUUGGUUAACUUAUUGGCCAAAUAAGUAUAAGACUUUUUACCAUGAGACUCGAAGAUUGGACUUUACGCAGCUUCUUUAUCUCACCAUCGACUAACCAGUAACCACAGCGAUGAUGUUAUACGUAGCCUUUGUGAUCUCUUAUUUGUAUUAAAUUAAGAUUUUUUUUGUUAAAACCUUCGAUGAAAGAGAGAUGUUAAUGAAAGUGGAUUUACGACCGAAGAUAAUGAUUAAGUUAAUUUUCAAAACUGGAUUCAAACACAGGGCAAUAGACUAACCAAACCCUUCUUAGUAUUGACAACAAGUGUGAGACAAAGAUGCUAACUAUAUACGGUAGGGUAGAUUCAUCAGGGUGUUGAAACCGGCAUCUAUCAUCAAGCAUGACACAUCUAACAUCGAUCAAGACAUCAAUCAUCUACAGUUUCAUAGACAGCAGCAACAGCUACAAUCUCAACACGGUUGUGCCAUCUUCCCAAGUCAAUUCUUUUCUCGAACCAGACUAGAAAAAUUCAAGACAAGCCAUGGAAUUAGCAACUUGACAAAAAA
This is a messenger RNA of Brassica rapa (field mustard), 3082 nucleotides long. RefSeq lists its product as uncharacterized. NCBI's taxonomy places the organism in Eukaryota, Viridiplantae, Streptophyta, Magnoliopsida, Brassicales, Brassicaceae. The record is from RefSeq and is a predicted model, not a curated record.